GCCUGGUCUAUGGUAUGGUCGAGGUGUGGUCCCGGUGUGGUCCGCGCGCGCUCCUGUCCGAGUGACUGCCGCUUUAAGAGCCUCAACGAGGGCGCGCGGUGGUGCCUAAAGAGACGCAGCGGGGCGGGCGGGCCCUUCGACUUGUGCGCGCUUCUCCUCAGAUGACACGCUUAAAUUUGGCUGGAAACUAAGCGACGCUUUUGGACAGCAAUCGCCAUCGGCCAGUGAACGCACACAAACUGCCCCGGGUAUUGCGGAGCGACGCUGUGGAAGAGGAGACGGAGACACGCAGGCGGAGGCUCGGGGAGAAACCGCAACGGAACCACGGUGCAAGACGAGGCUGCGAACAGGAAGCCCGGCUAAGAAGCAGUGCGGGAGUAAUAAAGGAGCGAGGAAAAGUUUAAAUACAGCGAAAGGUGCUGCAUCCAGGCUUGACGACCACAGCGAUGGAAGCAAAUCCGUUCAGCCGCCGGCAGUGGGCGUCGCAGUCGCUACGUGUAACGGCUAAGGAGAUCUCCCUGGUUGGUGCCCGAGGCAAGAGCAACGCCAUCGCUGAGCGUUUCUCCAAGUACCAAAAGGCUGCGGAAGAGGUGAACUCGGACAGAUGGAAAGCAGCUGUGGACGACGUGCCCCCGACUUUGCGCAGCGGCAACCUGAGCGUGCUGAAGAAACGCUGGGAGCAGCCGCCCUUCCCGGACCAGCCCGCGCCAUCAUCCCCAGCGUCGCCCAGCCGCCAGCCCGACGCAGACCCUCCAGGAGAGCAGCAAGCUGCGGCAGGAGCAGACGGUCAGACGCAGGAGGGCGAGCUCAUCAUGGAGCGGGUGCAGCACAGAUGGGCAGGGACUGAGGAGGAGGAGGAGGAGGAGGAGAGCAGACCCUCGGCCGUGCCCAGCUCCCCCAUCAGCAGGCCCAGCGUGCCCCUCAACAGUCUCAAGAUGAUGUUCGAGAAGGGAGAGGACAUUCACAGCAAAGUGUCCAAAGGGCCUGUGAGAACCAGCGGGAUCAACAUCUACUCGGAGGAAAUGGAUCAUCUUGGAGACAAAGGGCUUCUAGAUGGGGUGACCUCCCCUGACCGGCUGGUGGAGACCACACCGCUGCGGGACAGAAUGGCCAAAUACCAGGCUGCAGUAUCGAAGCAGGAUUCCCACACCCCCAUGCAAAGCAGUGAUCAGAUGGAGAUGGAGAUUCGCAGUCACAACUUGAAGCAGAAGGAGAAUGUGCCUCCGGGGACUGGAGACCUGAGCCUGAUUUCGGGGUCUGCCAGCAGAAAGUGCUCAGGCACAGAUGGCCCUGGGGCUCCAGUGGAACCGUCAGACUCUGCGUCUCCAUUGUGUUUGUCACAAGACAGUGCCCAUGCCAAAGUGCCCAGGAAGUUCAACUUGCCUGUGCGGGAGAGUUGUGUGUCCUGUCUGAAGACGGUCUACCCCCUGGAGCGUCUGGUGGCCAAUCAGCAGGUCUACCACAGUGCCUGCUUCCGCUGCACACACUGCAACACCAAGCUGAGCAUUGGGAACUACGCCUCUCUGCACAGCAACGUGUACUGUAAACCACAUUUCAGCCAGCUGUUCAAGGCUAAGGGCAACUAUGACGAGGGUUUUGGUCACCGACCGCACAAGGAACUCUGGACGGCCCGUGGAGAAGGCGCCGAAGAUGAUACGGUAGACCAGGCAAAGAGACCAGAACCUGAGGACAAGCUGUCGAGCCCCUCUGUAGAGGAGUCGCCGCUGGUCAAGGUGAACGUCCUGACCGCAACCCUGGAGGAACGUGCACAGACCAUGACCAAGAGUGACCGGGCGAGCUCGGAGAAACCGAUGGAGACGCGCAGGCUCAAAAUCUCCUGGCCUCCAUCCCCUGAGGGAGAGAAGGUCUCGCCUGGGUUCGCUGCUGCAGCAGAGGGUGGUCUCGUGAGGCCCUUCAGAGCCAAGUGGCCUCCUGAGGCCGACUCAGAGCCGGUGACAGCUCCUUUGAGCCCCGAACGCUCCGAGCUCACAAACCUGCGUCGGAGCUCAUCCCUCAAGGAGCGCAGCCAGCCCUUCUCCCUGGCUACCCCGUCUCCUGCACCCAGAGAGUUCCAGCUCCUGACAGGCAGCACGGAGCCAAGACAGGGCUCACUGGGGCGGGGCGAGGGGGACAUGGCGGAUGACAGCGUCCCGAACGGGCAGAUCUGCUGGGAGGAGAUGGCGCAGCAGGAGAAAGAGGAGCGUGGCGCUGGGCAGGGAGGUGACCAGGAGGAGGAAGCAGUUGAACAGGAGGAUGAGGACGAGGAAAUGGACGAGCAGCUGUCACCUUCAGAGUGCCAGACCUUCUGUUCCAACGGUCCAGCGUCGCCGACCCCCUCGAAGGAGAGCGCGCAGAAGCGGGCAUCCCAGGAUGUUGGUUUCUGGGAUGGAGAGGAAGCCGAGGAGGCUGGCGAGGAGGUGUCGGUGGAGGAGAUGAUCAAACGGAAUCGCUACUACGAGGAUGAUGAGGAGGGAGAUGAGCCCGAUGACUAAAGCGGCAAUCGUCUUUCCUCUCGCCCUUCAUGUGAGCUUGUGGAUGAACCUUUGGUCUGGAGUUCUUGCCGAGAAAGCAGUAAUAGCUGCCUCACGGCAAAACUGAAGUACAGACUCUUUUUAAUCUUGUGCAAACCUAAAACUGUCGAUUUUCCUUCGGUUUAUUUUUGUCUUCUGCUUUCAAAAGGUGAACCCCAUCGUCUGACGCGCCGGGCAAUGGCGUUUCACGUGACAGUUGAAAACCACGUGCUUUUGGCCAUUCAAAAUUUCCAAAUAACUCACUUUAACAAUUGAGAGAUGCGCAACUUUUGAAAACAUUUAAUCCUGUACCAUGCCGAAGCAUUAAUUCAUAAUGUUUUGUAUGUUCUUUUUUAUCUUUUAUGCUCUCUUUUAUGUGUCUUUUUUAGAUCUAAGAUGAUAACACUGCAUUUUAGGGUUUUUAUUAAAGAAAACAAAAUGAACUACUAAUGCAGGGCUCAGAACUGGAAACGUUUAGUUAAACGUAAGCCGUUAUUUUAUUCACCUGACCUAUAGGCCAUUAUUAGGAGUUUGAUGACAUGCAGAGUUUUGAGGACAAGGUUUCAGUCCUGUAUGUACUUUCUGGUG
Molecule: messenger RNA, 3098 nt
Organism: Scleropages formosus (Asian bonytongue)
Lineage: Eukaryota; Metazoa; Chordata; Actinopteri; Osteoglossiformes; Osteoglossidae
Gene: lima1a
Product: LIM domain and actin binding 1a
Exons: 12
Coding region: 447-2492 (681 amino acids)
Source: RefSeq, a predicted model, not a curated record